Messenger RNA from Amphiprion ocellaris (clown anemonefish), 2951 nucleotides. RefSeq names its product folylpolyglutamate synthase (gene fpgs). Gene Ontology annotation, molecular function: ATP binding; tetrahydrofolylpolyglutamate synthase activity. NCBI's taxonomy places the organism in Eukaryota, Metazoa, Chordata, Actinopteri, Pomacentridae. The record is from RefSeq and is a predicted model, not a curated record. The coding region runs from base 30 to 1766 and encodes 578 amino acids. Gene Ontology annotation, cellular component: cytosol; mitochondrion; cytoplasm. Gene Ontology annotation, biological process: tetrahydrofolylpolyglutamate biosynthetic process. The transcript is spliced from 15 exons.
UUGUGGCUUCCUAUGACAUCUCGGCGCCCAUGAUGGCGUGCAUGUCGCGCGUGUGGCAGCGGAGCUCCGGGUUUGCCGCGCGGCUCCGAAAGCGAGACUGGAUGUGCAAGUCGGCGAGUCUUUCAGUCAGAUACUACAGCACCAAGACGGCUCCUCAGAUACCGGGAAUGGAGUACCAGGAUGCCGUUUGCACCCUGAACACGCUACAGACCAAUGCCAGCUCUCUGGAGCAGGUCCGUCGAGAGCGGAGUCACCCUCAGCUGCAGCUGCAGGCGAUGAGAGGCUUCCUGGAGAGAGCCGGCCUCACGGUGGAGGAGCUAGACCAUCUCAAUAUCAUUCAUGUAACCGGAACAAAGGGCAAGGGGUCCACAUGUGCUUUCACUGAGCAGAUUCUGCGAAGUUAUGGUUUCCGCACAGGAUUUUACAGUUCCCCACAUCUGGUACAAGUCAGAGAGAGGAUUCGAAUCAACGGACAACCCAUAGGAAAAGAGCUCUUUACUAAAUACUUCUGGCAAGUUUACGGACGUCUGGAUGAAACUAAGGAUGCUCAUGGAGGAACAAUGCCAGCAUACUUCCGCUUCCUCACCAUCUUGGCCUUCCAUGUCUUCCUUCAGGAGAAGGUGGACUUGGCGGUAAUUGAAGUUGGUAUUGGUGGAGCAUAUGACUGCACCAACAUCAUAAGGAGGCCAUGGGUGUGUGGCAUCUCCUCCCUCGGCAUAGACCACACUCAGAUUCUUGGAGACACCAUUGAAAAAAUCGCAUGGCAAAAGGGAGGCAUCUUCAAGCCAGGGGUCCCAGCCUUCACGGUCAGACAGCCAGAAGAUGCACUGGCUAUACUCAGGGACAGGGCCAAAGAGAUCAGAUGUCCUUUGCGGGUGUGUCCAGAGCUGGACGAUUACCAGGCAGACUGUGGACCCCUGCGUCUGGGCCUGGCAGGGCAGCACCAGCACUCCAACGCCUCCCUGGCCCUCCAGUUGAGCCACACUUGGCUGCAGAAAAGAUGUCUACCAGAUAAAAGCUUUCCCUCCACCAGUGUUGAGAACUCUGGUCUACUUAAGGCGGCUUCCUUCAAGCCCAGCCCCAUCAUGGUGAAAGGGCUGGCAGACACGGAGUGGCCCGGCAGGAAUCAGACUCUGAAACAUGGAGCGGUCACCUACUUCUUGGAUGGAGCUCACACUAUGCGCAGUAUGCAGGCCUGUGUACACUGGUUCAGAGAGACUGCAGCCCAGCAUGAAAGGAAUGCAAGUGGACCUGUGGCCAGGGUGUUGCUGUUUAAUGCUACAGGGGAGAGAGACUCUGCAGCCAUGCUGAAAGCACUAGUGCCGUGUCAUUUCGACUUUGCUGUGUUCUGCCCAAACAUCACUGAAGCCAUUGCUUCCUGUAAUGCAGACCAGCAGAACUUCAACGUUUCAGUUGAGCACAUGCUGACUCGCUGCUUGGACAACGAGAGGAGCUGGCGUCUUCACAACAGUCUGGGGGAUAACAAAGACACACAGCUGCUCAUCAAGGGCAGCCUGCCACUGGUCCCUGAGAAGAAAGCAGACACCCUGGUGUUCCCCUGCAUCCUCAGUGCCCUCCAGUGGAUCACUCAGGGCAGAGAUUCAGCACUGGCACACCCUACCAAGACAGUCUUCCCAGUUAAACCCAGUGUCAUGGCCAAAGCUGCUCCUCUCUGUGAAGCAGCUGAGAUCCACGUCCUCAUCACUGGAAGCCUCCAUCUGGUAGGAGGUGUUCUCAAACACUUGGACCCAGCUACUUCAAAGUAAACAGGACCAUGUGAAAUAUUUGAUUACAGACCGUGUAAAUAACAGAUGGAAUGCUAAUCUGCUUGCGUACAUUUACCUGUAAUGGGGAGAAUAAUUUCCGUCUGUACAGUUGAUGUUUUUGUGCUAUUAGCUGUUCAGACAGUGACUUUAGGUCUUGAAUGGGAUUAGCUGCACCCAGUUAUUGCUGUUGUCUUGGUAGGUUCUCAGCUAUGACUGACGCUAAGAACAGCUAAUUUGGACCAAGGCAGCUCCAAUUUCACCCAGAGCCUUACUGAGAAGCACACAAAUGUGUGGAUCUCUUGUCUUUAGUCUUACUUGAAGCCAAUGUGUUUACAUGACCGGCAGACAGUACAUCCAUGUACGCCAUAAUGUGAGCGGAAUUUAUCAGACUGAGAGUCUGUAUGUGUGCUUCAGUUAUCACUGAUGUCCUUUGGUUGAACCUGAGUAGUGAGGUGUCUAUUAUAUUACGUUUGUAAAAAAGCUGCACAUCAAUAGGUAUCGGUUGUGAGUUUUCUGGUUCUUACCAUUUCUAUUUGGUUCACUUGACUCUUAUCUUUCACACUUGUUUUUAAAUGAAAACAAUUUUGCACGCUUUCUACUUUUAUGUUGUCACUAUUUGUCAGUGUGCUUCACACACAUGGCCUAUUCAUCACUUUGUUGUGUACAUAUUUCUAACACUAGUGUUGGCAUCAGAUGGGUUAAGAGAACUGGCAGUCAAAUGCAGUGUAAUCUGUUGUACACUGGAAUUCUAGUCUUAUUUAAAUGGGCCUUAAUUUAACUUUGCAUUAUCUGACAGUUAUACAUGCAGUUGUUGUAUGUAUGUUUAUUGAUGAGCUACUGGACUUGCAUUAAAUGUUGUCAUAACGAUGUAUCCAGAGAAUCUGACAGGUCAUCACCUUCACAAGAACCUCAGCCACAGAACCAAAUAAACAACACUGACCUAUUUUAAUAUUCACACGGACACAUCAAGACAUAAAAUGCACUUAAAUUAAAUUGUAAAUUGUGAAGAUGAAAUUUGCUCAAAUCUUAGGUCAGUUAAAUAAUAUAGAUACAGUUAUUGUGUCAAUCAUUGUUUUGAACAUUUCUUUGUCUCCUCUGUCAGCCCAAACCUGAUAGUGUGUUUAACAAGUGUAGACACUGUCUAUAUCUGUUCAUUGUCAUCAAUAAAUGUCUUUCCACAACGCA